CCAUAUUUGAAUCCAAUCUAACAUAUCCUAUCUACCUUUAUCCUUUCAAACAAACGUCACCCGAAUCCAUAACGGUUAAAACAUAAACAACACCCGUAAGUUUAAAACAGUUGGAAUCAAUUAGUCCGACCGCUCCCCCGCCGCAAUGGCCGAGACGACGUCGUAUCUACCAAUCGAACCCACCAACUUCGACCUCAUCGUUGUCGGCACCGGCUUACCAUCAUCCAUAAUCGCGGCCGCUGCCUCCGCCGCUGGAAAAUCCGUAAUCCACCUUGACUCCAACCCCUUCUACGGCUCCCACUUCUCCUCUCUCCCCCUCGACGACCUCACCUCCUUCCUCCAUUCCCAGUCCCAAUCAUUGGAUCCGAAUCUUCAUAUACCGCCACCCCAAUCCAACGAUACUGAUGAAUUUAUCGCUGUUUCUCUCACCACCCAACGUAUGUACUCCGAAGUCGAGAUCUCCUCUUAUUCCACCGAACCCCUCGAACAAUCUCGAAAGUUCAGCAUCGAUUUGGCAGGACCUAGGGUUUUCUUCUGUGCUGAUUCCGUCGUUGACCUCAUGCUGAGGUUGGGGGUGAAUCAGUACAUGGAGUUUCAGAGUAUUGAGGGGAGUUUUGUCUGUGAUGGUGACGGAAAGCUUUGGAAUGUGCCGGAUUCGCGAAAAGCCAUAUUCAAAGAUAGGAGUCUAGGGCUUACCGAGAAGAAUCAGCUGAUGAGAUUCUUUAAGCUGGUUCAGGAACAUUUGCAAGCUGUUGGUUCUGUUGAUGGCGAGAGCGGUGAAAAUAAGAGGAUUUCGGAGGAGGAUUUGGAGAGUCCGUUCGUGGUUUUCUUGGAGAAAAUGGGGUUUUCACCGAAGUUGAAAUCGAUUAUUCUAUAUGCAAUAGCCAUGACAGAUUAUGAUCAAGAGAAUGUGAAAGUCUGUAAAGAUGCUGUCAAGACAAAGGAGGGAAUUAGUCGUUUAGCACUUUACCACUCCUCAGUUGGCAGGUUCCCUAACGCACUAGGGGCUUUGAUUUACCCUUUGCAUGGUCAAGGGGAACUCCCACAAGCGUUUUGCCGCCGUGCUGCUGUCAAAGGCUCUCUGUAUGUUCUGCGAAUGGCUGUGAUUGCUCUGCAUAUAGACAAGGCUAGUAGGAGUUGUAAAGGGGUUAAGUUAGCUUCUGGUCAGGAGCUAUUCAGCCAUCAGGUGAUCCUAGAUCCAUCAUUUACAGUUCCAUCUCCAGUUCCUAAUUCUCCCUCAGGUUUUCUGCAAGAUAGUUCUCAGAUCUUUGGCCUGAGGGAUGUUAAAGGAAAGGUGGCUAGGGGAAUAUGCAUUACAAAGACUUCCUUAAAGGCAGAUGUAAUAAAUCUUCUGGCGUUAUAUCCUCCUAAAUCUCUGUAUCCUGAACAGGUGACAUCAGUUCGAGUUCUCCAGCUAGGAAGCAAUUUAGCUGUUUGUCCUCCUGGCAUGUUUAUAUUAUAUCUUUCAGCUUUGUGUGACAAUGCCAUUCAAGGGAAAAACUUACUUCAUGCAGCCAUAAAUGCUCUAUUUUCAGCCCCCGUGCCUGGAAAUGCUGAAAAUAGUAACACUGAUCAGAAUGAGAAUGCAGAACAAGUGAAACCCGGCCUACUUUGGAGUGUCUUCUACAUACAGGAGCUUAUUAUGGGGUCAUGCAAAUCAGUUAGUUUUACCCCAAUGCCAGAUGGGAAUCUAAACUACAGUGAUGUUUUAGACGAGGCUAUGAAGCUAUUUCAGAAGAUGUAUCCUCAUGAAGAAUUCUUCCCAGAGACAGCCCAGUCCGAUAAGCUUGAGGAUGAGGUUGAUCUUGAUGUAGAGUCCUAACGAUGAUUUGGUUGGCCGCUAAGAGUUCUCUAUCAAAGUGUGGCACCGAUAACGUAAAAGCUAAUUACCCAUGUCUGCCUCGAAUGUUGAAGAAGUAAUAAGGAGACAUCUGAAAUGGCAGCUGUUUGUUACAUGAAACAGACGAGUUUUCUGUUCAAAUUGCACCAACAGGCGCUAGUAAUUUGGCUGAUUAUUCACUAUUGCAGAAGGGCUAGAGGGCAUCCCAUUGGUUACUUCCUUGACUAUUUUUCUCACACAAACGAAGGACUGGAGAACCGUACCAUUCAGUAUUUUACUUCAAGUUCACUGCAAGUCUGUAACUGAGAAGCAUACCAUGACCCCAUUUUUUUUUCUUUUUUUUUUUUUGUGUUUUUU
This is a messenger RNA of Ilex paraguariensis (yerba mate), 2197 nucleotides long. NCBI's taxonomy places the organism in Eukaryota, Viridiplantae, Streptophyta, Magnoliopsida, Aquifoliales, Aquifoliaceae. The record is from the annotation of a GenBank genome assembly.